Messenger RNA from Oryza sativa Japonica Group (Japanese rice), 1943 nucleotides. RefSeq lists its product as uncharacterized. Lineage: Eukaryota; Viridiplantae; Streptophyta; Magnoliopsida; Poales; Poaceae. The record is from RefSeq and is a predicted model, not a curated record.
GCGAGAUCAAAAUUUGAAACCGCGGAGAGGCGGCAGCUUGCGCCAUACGCCUCCUCCUCCGCCGCGUGGAGAGGCCGUCGCCGACCACCAGCCAAGUCGCCGGAGCGAGCCCGGUGGCCGGAGAGGAUGGACCACGAGAGCAUCGUCGCCAGCGACCUGUCCAUCUACCCUCUGCCGCCCGGGACGCGCACCCUGGCCACUCCGCGCGUCGUCCUCGCGCCGCCUCCCGUCACCGUCGUCAACCAGCCGCACGCCGACUGGCGGGGGCUCCCGGACGCCGCCGUCUCCCGCGUCCUCGACCGCCUCCCCGUCGUCGACCUGUUCCGCCUCGGCUACCUCUUCUCCCCGCGCUGGCUCCACAUCUGGCGCGCCCGGCCGCUGUAUCUCCACGACCGCCAGUUCACCACCCCACCGAUCCCCGCCGCCAACGUCGCCAACGCAAUCACCAACGUCCUCCACCACCACGUCGGCGAGGGCGUCCAGCUCCUACCCGUACAAGGUGGCGGCGGCGGAGGGGGAGGCCAAGGUGAAGGAGCGCUCGUGGGCGGCGGCGAUGCCGAUGAGGCCGUGACCAGCGACGACGAGAUCUACGAAGACGAAGGCAUCAUCCAGAACGCCGGUCACGAGAUCGGCCGCGUGUACUGCUUGCGAGUAGAGACCACGCGGUGGAGCCUCGAUCACCUCGUCCGCUGGUGCGCCGAGCUCCAGCGCGGCGGUGCUCGUGUGCUCAUGCUCGCCAACCUCGCCAUACCAGAGCACCCCGAACUUCCUCAAGCCAUCCUCAACUGUGGCGCCAGCCACCUGGGACUCCACGUCUUCUUCUUCACCGUGGAAGCCUACCACAUCGCGGCCCUCGUCGAGCUCCGCGCCCUCGGGCUGUACGGCUGCAUCGAGGGCCACGGCAUGAUCGACCGAGUCCUCCACCCCGAAUCACCGAUUCGGAAGCUGGCAAUCCACGGCGGCAUGGGGCGAACUUUCGCCGUCGCCGGCGCCACGCGCCUCCGGUCUCUGGUCUUGUUCGACAACCAGGUGGGCACGGUCGCCGUGGACGGCGCCGCCCGAUUCCGGAAUCUCUACAUGAGCGAUACGAAGCCAUCCAGGAUCCGCAUCGGUGCCGCGCCCAGGUUGCGAAGAAUCCUCUCCCUUGACAUCUUCAACACCGUCUUGGUGAUCCAAGGCUUAGCGAUUCAGAUUGGGAUGAUGGAGCCGCCUCCACAGAUCCGUUCUGUCAGGCAUCUCUGCUUACGGGUGAACUACACAGAGAUGGACGUCAGGUUGCCCCGCUUGAUGGAGCAGAUCCUGAAGAGUUUCCCACGCGUAAAAUCACUGGAUAUCAUGAGAUGCGAUGACGUUACACAAGCAGAAGGGCUCCUCCAGUGGAACGAUGCACACUAUGACGGGAACAAUUUCUUCGAUGGCCUUGAGAGUUUCAACUAUCACCUGAGGUGGAUAUAUCUUGAAGAUUUCAGAGGAGGCAAGUGUGAAGUUGCUCUGAUGAAAGCCAUGCUCGACAAAGCUAGUGUCCUGAGACAGUUAAUGAUACAAUACUCGACAAGCAGCGUCCCCCAGCUCACCCUGAAUCAGCUCGACUUGUCUCUCCAGAAUUUCAAGCUGCACACUCUAAAUGGUGCCAUCAGAGGCAAUCUUGUGUCCUUUGUUGCAGCCGAUGCUUCCGGAAGUUGCGUACGACUAGCAGCGCAAGGCUAGGUCAGGUGUUGUUCUGUCUGUGCUCUGCUUCGGGGAGAGAGAGAGAGAGAGAGAAUUUUAGGGUGGCUCUUCUCAAUUUCUUCAGGUGUUGCUAGUCAAAUGAUGCUAUAACUGAUAUUCUGCUAAGUGAGUGAAUGAUGCUCUGAGCAUCAAUGCAGUGAAUGAUGAUGCCCUCUCUCAGUCUGAACAAUAUGUUAGUAUUGAGCAAAGUCAAAUCUUGAUAGCAGUAAAAAUGU